Messenger RNA from Trichechus manatus latirostris (Florida manatee), 2226 nucleotides. It is a transcript of the gene ALDOA, whose product is annotated as aldolase, fructose-bisphosphate A. Gene Ontology annotation, cellular component: cytosol. Gene Ontology annotation, biological process: glycolytic process; fructose 1,6-bisphosphate metabolic process. The transcript has 9 exons. The record is from RefSeq and is a predicted model, not a curated record. Lineage: Eukaryota; Metazoa; Chordata; Mammalia; Sirenia; Trichechidae. Gene Ontology annotation, molecular function: fructose-bisphosphate aldolase activity. Bases 757 to 2013 code for a protein of 418 amino acids.
GCUGAGUGAUGGCGGCGGGAGGAAGCAGGACGAGGUAGAAGACCAUCAUCCCCCUCUCUUGCACGGAUUAUGUCCUGUUUGCCUCUGUAGAGAUCCCAACAGACAGCGAGGGUUGGGGGCCACCCUAUAUGCCACCUCAGGGCUCCCGCAAGCGGGAGGUCUUUACCUUCCUGGGAGAAGGGGCGCCCCUGGCCGUGAGGGGAGACCCCUUGGCUGAGCCUGCUUACCCGUUAAUACUUUGCUUGUCUUUCUUUAUCGGGUGACCUUGAUUCUGAGCCUGGAACAGCCGCAGCCGUGCGAGCAGACAAGAAUAUUUUUCCGGGGAAAGGGUGGGGCGCUUGCCUCUCCUUCACAUUCUUUUCCUGUAUGAGCAGUGAGAACGACAGACCUUACCCUUUUCUCCACUUGGGGCCUACUAGCUCUGCUGCCCUUUCCUGGGCCCCUCAUUGCCCUUCUACUUUUUUCUUAACACUUUCCCCCUAAUCUGGAGGGGGGUGAGGCUUGACCUUGGAAUGUCCUUGAGGCAUCGGGGCCUGGGCCAGCCCUGAGAGUUAGGGUGGAUUGGAAGGAACACCCCUGUGGCAGUCAGAAGGUCUGGGUUCUAAUUUCAGAUCUGGCCGUUGUGUGGCUUUGAGCACACAGACCUUUCUCUACUCUGUACCCUUUUGGAUGAGGGAGUUGGGCUCUCUGCCCUGUAUGUGACCUUUUAAUUCUAAAAUACCCCGGUUCGGUUUUGCUUCUAGGCAAGGUGACCCCAUGGCAAGGCGCAAGCCAGAAGGGUCCAGCUUCUACAUGACCCACCUGUCAUUGGCUCUGGCGUUUUCCUUUACCCCAGACGCCAGAUCACAGCCCCACCCUCAGCUGGGCAACACCCAGCAACACACAGAGUUAGGAAAGGAACCUGCCACCACCAACACCAUGUCCCACCAACACCCAGCACUGACCCCGGAGCAGAAGAAGGAGCUUUUUGAAAUCGCUCAUCGCAUUGUGGCUCCGGGCAAGGGCAUCCUGGCUGCAGAUGAGUCCACUGGAAGCAUUGCCAAGCGGCUGCAGUCCAUUGGAACUGAGAACACCGAGGAGAACCGGCGAUUCUACCGCCAGCUGCUGCUGACUGCUGACGACCGCGUGAACCCCUGCAUUGGGGGUGUCAUCCUCUUCCAUGAGACACUCUACCAGAAGGCGGAUGAUGGGCGUCCAUUCCCCCAAGUUAUCAAAUCCAAGGGCGGUGUUGUGGGCAUCAAGGUUGACAAGGGUGUGGUACCCCUGGCAGGAACAAAUGGCGAGACCACCACCCAAGGGCUGGAUGGGCUGUCUGAGCGCUGUGCCCAGUAUAAGAAGGACGGAGCUGACUUUGCCAAAUGGCGCUGUGUGCUGAAAAUUGGGGAACAUACCCCCUCAGCCCUCGCCAUCAUGGAAAAUGCCAACGUGCUGGCCCGUUAUGCCAGCAUCUGCCAGCAGAAUGGUAUCGUGCCCAUUGUGGAGCCUGAGAUCCUCCCUGAUGGGGACCAUGACCUGAAGCACUGUCAGGUUGUAACUGAGAAGGUGCUGGCUGCCGUCUACAAGGCUCUGAGUGACCACCACGUCUACCUGGAAGGCACCUUGCUGAAGCCCAAUAUGGUAACUCCAGGCCACGCCUGCACGCAAAAGUUUUCUCACGAGGAGAUUGCCAUGGCAACUGUCACAGCAUUGCGCCGCACAGUGCCCCCCGCUGUUACUGGAAUCACCUUCCUCUCUGGAGGCCAGAGUGAGGAGGAGGCAUCCAUCAACCUCAACGCCAUCAACAAGUGCCCCCUGUUGAAGCCAUGGGCCCUGACCUUCUCCUAUGGCCGAGCCCUGCAGGCCUCUGCCCUGAAGGCCUGGGGUGGGAAAAAGGAGAACCUGAAGGCUGCCCAGGAGGAGUAUGUCAAGCGAGCCCUGGCCAACAGCCUCGCCUGCCAAGGAAAGUACACCCCAAGCGGUCAGGCUGGGGCCGCAGCCAGCCAAUCCCUCUUCAUCUCUAACCAUGCCUACUAAGUGGAGGUGUUCUAAGGCUGGCCCCUCAACACUCCAGGCUCCUGCCCUCUCCCAUACUCACUCUGGAGGGGAGGGCAUCAUCCGAGGCUCCAGGCCACUCUUUCCUGUCACUCUUGCCACCCUCGUGACAUUGGUGCGUGGUGUUGUUUGUAAAUGCUAACUCCAUCACCCUUUCUAGCCUACUGCCAAUAAACAACUAUUGAAGGGGGAGUC